AUGUUUGCAAUGCUCCUUCUGUGUGUUCUGGGCGCUGAGGCCGUGGAUCUGCUCAGGAUCGACCACACCACAGCCGCAGCGUCUCACCCUGCUCUGGACGUCCGCUGCCUGUGCUCUAGUGUCCCCAACGGGACCCUGUGUUCGUGGGCAGAGCCUCCCCAGGACACGCCCCUGCACUACAUCGCUACAUACAGUGAGAGGCUGCAGCAGAACGUGACCCGGUCGUGUCGCCUCCUUCUCUCUGGAGACCCUCUCCUUCAACACAACACUACGCCCCCAGCCUCCACUCACAAGGUCUGGACCUGUCACGUUCCUGAUGUGAAGCUGCUCACAGACUACAUCCUGAACGUGACGACGGUGUCUCCGUCCGGCAGCAGCUCUUACCUCUCCUCCUUCAUGAUGGAGGACAUCGUGAAGCCGGACCCUCCUGUGGAUGUGCGGGUCAGUUCUCCGGACCCCAGGACUCUGCUGGUGCAGUGGAGCCCCCCGCCCAGCUGGUCUCACAUCCACAUCUUCCCCCUGAAGUACCGGCUGCAGUACCAGUGGUGGAGCAGGGGCCAGCUCAGGUCCCAUCAGGUGAGUUUUGAAGGCACCAGAGCGCCCCUCAAAAGCCUGGUGGGGGGUAGGAUGUACCAGAUACAGCUGUGUGCCAAAGACGCUCUGAGCCUGGGCCACUGCAGCGACUGGAGCCCCGCGGUCAACGCCAGCCUCCCUCUGGUCUAA
This is a messenger RNA of Knipowitschia caucasica, 723 nucleotides long. The record is from the annotation of a GenBank genome assembly. NCBI's taxonomy places the organism in Eukaryota, Metazoa, Chordata, Actinopteri, Gobiiformes, Gobiidae.